Cuscuta campestris is the source of this 1267-nucleotide messenger RNA. Lineage: Eukaryota; Viridiplantae; Streptophyta; Magnoliopsida; Solanales; Convolvulaceae. The record is from the annotation of a GenBank genome assembly.
CGAUCAGAUUGGAGAGAUCGAAUUAUAUUAUAUAUGGUCAUCGUCUUCAAAAGUAUAAUAAUGAUGGGUGAGAACAAUGUGAUGAGGAUAUCGUCAUCGCCUUCCGCAAAAUUGAUAGACGAUGCAAUUUCAAGCAAGAACCCGCAGAGCAGCGUGACGUGCGUGUACCAGACGCACAUCGGCGGCCACUGGCGGAGCGUCACCGUGGUGUGGAACAAGAACGUCAUGAACCACAGCGUGACCCUGACGGUGGACAGCAUCGAGGAGGUGGAGGAGGGGGGCCACGAUCACCACCCCACCUGCAAGAUCGACCUCAAGCCCUGGAACUUCUGGGCCAAGAAGGGCUACAAGACGUUCGAGGUCGACGGGAACCACCUCGAGGCCUAUUGGGACCUCCGCUCUCCUAAAUUCUCCGGGAGCGGAAGCCCCGAGCCCUGCUCGGACUACUACGUGGCGUUGGUGGCGGAGGAGGAGGUGGUGCUCCUUCUCGGCGACCACAAGAAGAAGGCGUACAAGCGGAGCAAGGCCCGGCCCGCCCUGGUCGAUGCCGUGCACUUCUACAAGAAGGAGCACGUCUUCGGGAAGAAGAGCUUCUCGACGAGGGCGAGAUUGGACAAUAAGAUGAACAAAGAAUGCGAGAUCGUGGUGGAGCUGAGCUCCACCACGGCAGGCGGCUCUUCCUUUUCUUCUUCGUCUUCAUCUUCGAAUUAUAAUAACAAUGGUUUCAACAAAGAUCCGGAGAUGUGGAUAAGCAUAGAGGGGAUCGUGUUGGUCCACGUGAAGAGUUUGCAGUGGAAGUUCAGGGGGAAUCAGACGGUGGUGGUCAACAAGCUGCCGGUGCAGGUGUAUUGGGACGUCCACGAUUGGUUGUUUUGUAGCAGUAGCAGCAGCAGCUUGCCCGGCGGCGGAUGGGAGCACGGGCUGUUCAUAUUCAAGCCGGAGGGGACGACAGGGGAGACGACGACGAGUGAUGCGGAGGAGAGCGGCAGCGCGGGCGGAGAUAGCAGCGAGUGCGGCAGCACGGAAAGCAGGUACUACUCAACCACGCAGAGUCACUCCGGCGGCGGCGGGUCAACGCCCUUUUGCCUUUUUUUGUAUGCAUGGAAGCUUGAGUAGCUGAAAUUUCGGCUCCCAUUUGUACUGUUCAUACAUACAUAUAUACUCCCUAGUUUAUUCUCUGUAUCUUAAUUCUUAAUAAUUACUCGUAUAAAUAUAGACAUAUAGUACGUACGUCGUGGGUAGCCUCAAAUCAAUGCAAAGCAUAAAG